Molecule: messenger RNA, 480 nt
Organism: Aethina tumida (small hive beetle)
Lineage: Eukaryota; Metazoa; Arthropoda; Insecta; Coleoptera; Nitidulidae
Product: calmodulin-A
Exons: 1
Coding region: 1-480 (159 amino acids)
Cellular component (GO): myosin II complex
Source: RefSeq, a predicted model, not a curated record
AUGACUGAAGAAAAGAAACCGAGAAAAAUUACAGAAUUCUCUGAUGCACAAAUCGCCCAUCUCCAAGAAGGAUUUUCCCUUUUCUGCGAAGGUAAAUCCACAAUCCCAAUUGAUUCUCUACCAGACGCCAUGCACAGUUUGGGUUUGAAUCCGUCAAUCGCUGACAUUGAAGACCUAGUGGCCUUCAGAGAUCCGGAACUGGAUCCGGAGAAUAUCGAUUUUCAGGAAUUCAAAUCUAUGAUCCUUAACUACUUGAACGACGAGGAUUUCAUCGAAGAGAUCAUUCAGGUGUUUAGAGAACAGGACCCUCAAAAUACCGGAAAAGUAAACAGUGUUUUGGCCAGGAAGACAUUGGUGAAGUUAGGAUUGCAUUUGAAAGAGGAAGAAACCGCCGAAAUGUUGAAGGAACACGGAGUUGAUGACGAAGGGGAACUUGAAUAUGAAAGCUUCAUUCGCAGCAUCACAGCUAGAACUAUUUGA